UCUUUGCGUUAACCAUAUCUACAUGACAUGUUGAUGUUAACAUGUUGCGUGUAUAAUGCCAAGUUGUGAUUGGUCGAGAGAGCGAUCAAUCACAAAAAUGCCGGUACCGAGGGGCGGGGCUAGAGUCGGUUUGCCGCUGUAGUUUCUUCAAGAUGGCGGCGCUGCGACUGGAGCAGUAUGGCGGAGCGUCGAGAAUAAAAUGAGUAGGGAAGAUAGUUAAGUGCUCGAAAGAAGAUAGCCGCGCUUAAUCAAUUUCUCCCAGAAGAAACAAGUGGAGGAUGAUCAGUGCCUAGAAUCCAUAUUAAGCUGAAUGCAUUGUGAUUUCCAAUAAUUGAGACAGUGAUUCUGAAAGCUGUCUACAUUAAUGAAAAGAACAAUGUAGUCAGCUUAGCAUUUUCACCUCUGGUACGUGGUCUAUACAGGGAUGUGCUUCUGCAGGCAUUCUGGGUUUAGAUAAAAGAGAAGGUGUCUUGACAGAUCAGGUUUUUAGAUUAGAAUAAAUUACCAGUUCGUUUGUAAAUUGUAGUAAUCAAACCGAUUGAAUGGAGAUAGAUGAUGUUAUACCCCCUCUCCCCUUGGAGCCACCAGAUGAUUUUGGCCAACAUGAGGGCAGAGCACCUCCACCACCUCCCCUGCAAACGUCCAGUGACGCAGAGGUAAUGGACGUUAGCUCUGGUGGUGAUGGAUACACAGACACCCCAGUGGACGGGGAAGCCCAGCCACAACAGCCCCUCGGCAUGGGCUCAAUAACUUUUUGUAGCCACCUCUCAAAUGAGGCCAGUCCCAAUCCACGGUGCCCAAGAACAGCUCGCCACGCUCCACCCGUCACCAAGUUUCUACCAGACCUCAAGCUGCUCAGAGAUGUUAAGAUCAGGGUAAGCUUCACUGAAGCCAGCAGCAGCAGCAGUAGCAAGGACAGGAAGGUUUUGUACACAGGCGAGGGGCAGGAGGGAGGAAGUGAUGACGGCUUAGACAGCCUGAAUGGUGAGUUGCAUGACUCGACUAGUGAGCAGGAGGCAGCUGAGGGUAGCUCUGGAGCAGGUAAAAGGUCAGAGGAGGCUGAGGGAGACCUGGAAAACAAGGUAGAGUUUGCUGUCCUGGAUGAGUUGGAGGACUUUUAUGAGAACUUUGUGGAUCACGACAAUGGCGAGCAUGGCGGCUUUAAGUCUGAGGACAUAAUUCAGCAGGAGCAAGCAGAUGACGAGGUCGUGACUUAUUCGUAUGAGGAGGAGUUUGACAAUGAUGUUGAUGCUCUGCUGGAGGAGGGCAUGCCAGUCCCCAAAAAAAUGCGUCCAUCAGAAGACAAAUUUGGGGGCGACAGUGAUCAUCAGUCUGAUGGUGAAGGAGGUGUUCAGCCCAUGAUGACCAAAAUAAAGACUGUCCUGAAGAGUCGGGGACGCCCACCCACUGAGCCUCUACCUGAUGGAUGGAUCAUGACAUUCCAUAACUCUGGCAUUCCAGUCUACCUACACAGAGAGACCAGGGUCGUCACCUGGUCCAGACCCUACUUUCUUGGAACAGGCAGUAUUAGGAAACACGACCCCCCCACCAGCAGCAUCCCUUGCCUUCACUACAAGAAGAUGAAGGAUCAGGAGGAAAGGGAACUAAAUGGGGAGGCGACACUUGCAGAGGUGUCUCCUGUCAAACAGCCCAGUGAGGAGGCUAACAAUGGAGAGGGAGAGGGAGAAGGAGAAGGAGAAAGCAAGAUGGAGGCUUCAGGUGGGGAGCAGGACGCCACCAACCCCUCAAGUGUGACUGAUGGUGACCCAGAAGGAGAGGGAACCACUGUUAACAUCAUCAAGCCUAAAGGGCCUGUGUCCUUUGACACUGCACAAGGAGCCUUAGGUCAAGUCAAGGCCAAGGUGGAGGUGUGCAAGGACGAGUCUAUAGAGCUUGAAGACUUCCGUCUGUACUUGGAGAAAUGCUUUGACUUUGAACAAGUUACUGUAAAGAAGUUCCGUACCUGGGCCGAGCGAAGGCAGUUUAACAGAGACAUGAAGAGGAAGCAGGCAGAGUCAGAGAGACCCAUCCUUCCUGCCAACCAGAAACUCAUCACACUGUCAGUCCAGGAUGCUCCCACUAAGAAAGAAUUUGUCAUCAACCCAAAUGGAAAGUCUGAAGUCUGCAUCUUGCAUGAAUAUAUGCAGCGUGUCCUGAAGGUUCGACCUGUUUACAACUUUUUUGAAUGUGAGAACCCAAGUGAACCCUUUGGAGCGUCGGUCAUUAUAGAUGGAGUGACAUAUGGCACAGGAACAGCAAGCAGUAAAAAACUUGCUAAGAAUAAAGCUGCUCGAGCCACACUGGAAAUCCUCAUCCCUGACUUUGUGAAGCAGACGUCGGAGGAGAAGCCUGUUGAAGGAGAUGAACUAGAGUAUUUUAAUCAUAUCAGUAUAGAAGACUCAAGAGUGUAUGAGCUGACCAACAAAGCAGGACUACUUUCGCCAUAUCAGAUUCUUCACGAGUGCCUUAAAAGAAACCAUGGGAUGGGAGAUACCAGCAUUAAAUUUGAGGUGAUCCCUGGGAAAAACCAGAAGAGUGAAUAUGUGAUGACGUGUGGGAAACACACUGUGCGCGGCUGGUGCAAGAACAAGAGAGUUGGCAAACAACUGGCAUCCCAGAAGAUCUUGCAGAUGCUUCAUCCCCACGUGAAGAACUGGGGCUCACUGCUGCGCAUGUACGGCAGAGAGAGCAAUAAGAUGGUCAAGAAGGAGAGCUCUGACAAGAGUGUGAUCGAGCUGCAGCAGUAUGCCAAAAAGAACAAGCCAAACCUUCAUAUCUUGAACAAACUACAAGAAGAAAUGAAGAAACUUGCUGCACAGAGGGAGGAAACCAGGAAGAAACCCAAGAUGACCAUAAUGGAGUCUGCCCAGCCGGGGAGUGAACCCCUCUGCACUGUCGACGUCUAAGUCUCUAAAUCACUGAUGAACCACGGCACUGAAACCCAGUCACUGUCCGACAUCACACACCUCCACCACCAAUCACUCAAUUAUGCAUCACUGAGAUCAAAUGGCAAUAUAGUUACACAUUGACCAGACCAGUAGAGCAGCUUCUCUUACCGUGUUGUAAAAGGUUUCCACUGGUAGAUGAAUAGAUUGGACUAACAGACAGUAGAGCAAAUAUCGUCUACCUCUCUAGAUGCGUCCUCACUAUGGCACAAGAAAAGCAAACCUCCAGGCUGCAGAGGAGUCGAUAACAUGAACCACAUCAAAAGAAAUAAUGCAUGCUUUUUGUCCGCUACAGAAACACUGCACAACCUGGUUUUGUUUGAAGUGUCAUUUUAAACAGUCACAAUCUUUAGCCUACCAGCACCUAUUAGUUAUUUUCUGUGUGCUCAAAGUAUUUGAAAGGGACUACUACGACUUGUGUAUUUAUACCAUUUGUUAAAUCGGAAAACAACGUUACUUGUUUAUUGGAUAUUUUUAUGGUUGGUGUUAUGGAUGUUAUGGUUGAUGAAUACAAAAUAUGCCUUUUUGUUUCCUUUUGGAACAGACAGUCGUUGUCCCGGUUUGCACGAUUAAAAACAGGCGUUGUGAAGUGAUCACUAUUCAGAACUGUUGUUAUGCACUCGUGUCCCGUCACAUCUUUCUGUUGACUGAUCAUGCUCGUAGUACAGGAUCAAGAUAUUGAGAUAUUUAGGGAGAGUUUUGUAUUUGGAGGGAAUUUUGCCUUUUUCUUUGUUUAGCUUUGGGAAUACCAGAAACAGACAUCCCCUUCCUUCUCAUUCGACACUGCAGUAAACCUGAGCACAGAGCGCUCCUGUGUGUUCAGGGUAAAAAGAACAUUUCUUUAAGCGCUUAGUUCUUGCUAGCUUUGAUAACUUACUAAUAUCACUCACACAGACUAAUAACAUUUCAGUAGCGUUUGUUUUUGGUGCCCUGAAGAAUUCUCAUUGGCUACAUGUUGCCUUAGAUAGUUAACGUCAUGAAGGGCUCGGAGUAUAAGCAGUGUAUUGGACCUAAAACACACUUCAAAAAGAAGUAGAAAGACCAAGCCCCUUCUACUUGGUUCAGCAUUUAUCCUUAGCCAGUUAGUGUUUUAAUGAAGACUGCUUGUAAAAUAUAUUUAGUGGGGCGUGGCCUACAGCAUGUGCAGAUUUGUACGAGCUGUCAUAGUUGAUUGUGUAUUCUGUCUGCGUUUGCCAUCUUCAUGACAGUUUGUCAUAUUUUAAUAACAAGUACAACCCAUUUUUCUAAGGCAGCCUUGCAAAGUGUAGUUGGUUGACGGACAUGAUCAAACUACAGUAGUCAUUUAGUUUAACACAAGCUGAUGAAACUGUAUACCAAAGCUUACAUACAGUCUUAUGCAUUUUAUAGAAUAAUGUUGCUGCAAACAGUACGGUAGAAACAGCUAGAAACAGGAAAAUGCAUAGACGUGUUAGUUGCUGGAACAAAUAGACAAUGCUGUGCAAUCUUCUUGGGAGUAUUGGCCUGUGGUUUUUCUACUGAACAUACAAGGACACAUCACAGUUUAAACACAAGGCUGUUGUGAUAUAGUAGAUCGCUUUAAGAAUGUGCUUUCCCCUCUGUGCGUUUGACGUCUUGCCUACUGUGUGUCAGUGUGAGAAGAGAAAAAAAAAACUGCUUUUACAUGUGUUGCUGUCGAGUUGUACCAAUGAACUGUUUGAGAUGUUGCUGCCUAGAAAAUGAAGUAUGUAUUGCAACCUGAGCUCAUGACUUCAGUGAUGUUUGUUAUGCAAAAUAAAAUGUCUUGACUAAUGA
Notolabrus celidotus (New Zealand spotty) is the source of this 4718-nucleotide messenger RNA. RefSeq names its product DGCR8 microprocessor complex subunit (gene dgcr8). Gene Ontology annotation, cellular component: microprocessor complex. The coding region runs from base 543 to 2906 and encodes 787 amino acids. Gene Ontology annotation, biological process: primary miRNA processing. The transcript has 14 exons. The record is from RefSeq and is a predicted model, not a curated record. NCBI's taxonomy places the organism in Eukaryota, Metazoa, Chordata, Actinopteri, Labriformes, Labridae. Gene Ontology annotation, molecular function: heme binding; identical protein binding; primary miRNA binding.